ACAGGCACAACAGUUACAUUAGCAUCUCCAGCAACAUACCGAGGGGGAAUCACAGAAAGAGAGAGAGGGAUAGAGAGGGGGUAGAGGUUGAGGAGCAGGGGUUAUCACUGUCAGUCAGAAAGAGAGAGCGAGAGAGAGAGUGGACAGUGAGAGUGAGAGAUGCUUUACAGAGGAACUGUGGAGCGAGCAAGAAUGUAACAGGCAGACAGAAGGAGGAGUGCAGGAGAGAGAGAGAGAGACAGAGGAAAGCUGCUCUUUUUCUUUCCCCUUCCACACACUACUACACCUGCUCUCUCUCACCGCCCCACCUUGCCUCAGACCCUCAAUAUUGGGCUGUUCCCUCACUCCCCUCCUCCCUCUCUGCCUCCUCCUGUCGUACACGCUAGCGCUUGUUUCGUGCUGGGAGUGUGGCGCACCUCUCUCUCUCUAAUCUCGGUUGGUUUUGUCUCUCACUGCUCUGCUGCUGCUCUCACCGGGGACCCGUCGUCGGGAAACGGGAAUACAAACAUGGGAGUGACAGGCAGAUUGACUGCGGACAUGAUGGGAAUGGUCGUGGGAUUGAGCGGGAACGACACUGGAUUUUCCCAACAAUUCCCUCUCCCUCCCACCGACAUGCAGGAUUAACCAGGAACACAAGUUGGAUUCCUCCAGUUCCCAUCGGAGUAGACACCUGCUGGAGCACCUCAGCCUGUAUGACUACAACUGGAGAGAAGGAGAAGAGACAUAAAGAGAGAUGAGAGAAGAGGCUUAUGAGGCUUUCCAAGCCUCGGCCAAAAUGUGACAUUUAUUUGAGGAUUCUGAAAAAGGUCAAGACUAGAGAUUAUAAAAGAGGGAGGUAAUUACUAUAUGGCCCCCCCAACGGGAGUGGAUUUGAGAAUGGGCCCUGUUUGGCUCCUCUUGUUGCUGCUCACACCCCUUCUUUCAGCACAGGUUAGCAUAGUUUCUGAAUUGGGGACUACAGCCGAGUCAGAGGAUCCAACGUCUUCCGUUGUGAGCGCUACAGGGGAGUCGGGCACCCCCUACAGCCCUGAUCCCACAGGGUCGGUCACGACCCCCUCGGAAACCCCAGCGGAGGACUGGACGCCGGCAGAGACCUUUCUCUACAGUGGGGACGACUCCGUCUUGGAGAUAGUGGAGUGCGACCGGGCGUACAGUCUCACGGGUCAGAACAGCCCCCUGCCGCGAGGUUUCUAUGAGCCCCUCCGACCGUCCAUGGACGCCCUGGCCAACACGGCCAACUUCCUCAACAUGAUCCUCCAGGCCAGCGACCUGCGAGAGAGCAGUGUGCGAGAGGACAUGGAGUGGUACCACGCCAUGGUGCGCGCCCUUCUGGAGGCCGACCCCCUCAUCCGGCAGGCCCUCCUCACCUUUUGACACCGACCCAGCCUCCACCGCCCCCCAGCUCGUGCUCCGCGCCUCCCGGAACCCUUCCCCCCCCCCAGGUACCAGAACAUCCUCCUCCAGGACCUCUCUAGCCAAUGGGAAAGUCUGCACCUCCCGGCCCCCGCACCCGACGACACCUGGUUCAGCAGUUUCAAGUUUCCCACCUCCUCAAACCAGCCCACCUCAGCCCUAUCUAAAAGAGUCCUCCUCAAUGACCUCAGCACCCUGGACACGCCCAAAUGGGGGCAGGGCGAUAGCUACGUGACCAAUCGCAGUGGGGUGCGCUGGGCCAACGGGCCAUUCCUAGAGUGUGAGGACGGCCGCUUCCUGCCGGGCUGGCUGCUCACCCUAUCCACUUCCUUCUACGGCCUGAAGCCCGACCUCAGCCCUGAGUUCAGGGGUGUAAUCCGUGUGGAUGUAAACGUACAGGGCUUUGAUGUGAACCAGUGUGCCACGGGGGACGCUUGGUUUGCCAACACACACCAGUGCAACCGCACCACCAUGGAGUGUGAGCCAAUCACAGGCCAGGGAUUCAGAUUGGGCCAGUACUGCUGUCGCUGCAAAGAGGGAUACUACAGCCCCCCAAUGGACGGAGGUGGUGCCCUGAACGGCAGCGGUGGGGAGGGGGGUGGCGUGUGUUACCCGGCCCUGCCCAUCUGUCUCCCCUGUUGGCCGGGCUGCAGGCUCUGCGAGGACGGCUCUCCCUGUUGGGUAGAGGAGGACUGGUUCCUCAGAGCCGGGGUGCUGGCCGUCCAGGGCUUCUUCAUGCUGCUGGUGUUCAUCAGCAUGCUGGUGGCCUACCAGUUCAGAUGCAGCAGGAGGAUUCGGGCAUCGGGUCUCCUGCUUUUGGAGACCAUCCUGUUUGGCUCUCUGCUCCUGUACUUCCCGGUUUUCAUCAUGUACUUCAAGCCCAGCACCUUCCGAUGCAUCCUGCUUCGCUGGGUGCGACUUCUGGGCUUUGCCAUCGUCUAUGGAACGGUAACACUGAAGAUAUAUAGGGUUCUCAAGGUGUUCCUGUCGCGCACAGCCCAGAGAGUGCCCUACAUGUCCAGCAUACACCUGCUGAGGUUGCUGGGAGUCAUGGUUGUGACCGUCAGCUGGUUCCUGUGUGCGUGGACCGCGGGCGUUCUACAGAACCGUGACCGCAACGUUCCGUUACUGAUCAUAACGACCACGUCGGAUGGUCAGGGCUUCAGCCUCUGUGACCUAGACCGCUGGGACUACAUGAUGGCCGUGGCCGAGCUGAUGUUUCUGUGCUGGGGCAGUUUACUGUGCAGUGCUGUGAAGCCAGUGCCCUCAGCCUUCCACGAGCCUCGCUACAUAGGUAUCGCCAUACACAACGAGCUGCUGCUAUCCUCCAUGUUCCACCUGCUACGGUUUGUCAUGCCCUCUCUGCAUCCUGACUGGAUGCUGUUGCUGUUCUUCACCCAUACGCACGUCACUAUCACUGUGACACUUGCCCUGCUCUUCAUACCCAAGUUCCUCCAUGUGUCGAGGGCGGGGAAAGAGGAGAUUGCAGAGGAGGUGUAUGAGGAUGAGGUGGACUUGCGGCGAUCCGGCUCGUACCUCAACAGCAGUUUUACCUCAGCAGUUUGGAGUGACCACAGCUUGGACCCCGAUGACAUUCGGGAUGAGCUGAAGAAAUUGUAUGGUCAAUUGGAGGUCCACAAGACCAAGAAGAUGACAGCAAACAACCCCCACCUGCAGAAGAAGCGCAUCUCUCGGCGCGGCCUGGGCCGGUCCAUCAUAAAGCGUAUCACUGAGAUCCCAGAGUCCAUGAGCCGACAGUGCAGCCGUGACGGCAAAGAGGUCAACCUGGGCAGCAGGGAUGUUAUGCACUCCGAGUCCUGUAAGAGAGCGCCAGAUACUGUUAGCGUAAAUUACAAAGAUGAACCAGUAAACCAGCCUUCACCGGUGCUGCGUAAAUCUCAAAGUGACUAUGACUAUGUAACCGAUAAAGAUCCCUCCUUGCACGACACCAUGUUAAGGGCGAAUCUAGCUAAGAGAUGCUCACAGCGCUCUGAGACAGACUCGCUGGAUAUCGCACCAUUGGUCUGUAAGUCGGCCAGUGCCCAAAACCUUACAGUCGAUAACAAUCUCCUGCUUCCUGGACCUACAAAGCUACACAAGUCACUGAGUUUAGCGUCCAGUAAAGCCCACAGUCUGGAAGACACCUACCGGGUAGGCAGAAAUACUUCAGGCGAGCAGAGGCAGUUCCAACAGGAUAUCGCUAUCAAGGACCAGACCUCAAGUGCCCUUGUGCAAUCCCAGUCCUAUGACAAGGCCGAAGUGUGUCCCUGGGAGCUGGCGGAGGAACGCCCUGCCAAUAAGAACCAGCCACACGUUACCUUUGCUCCCUCCGAGGAAGAACCACAGAGCCCAGAGAGUAUAUCAUCACCAAUACUGAAACAUAUUUGCCCCUGGGACCAUUUACCAGUUCCUAACCCAGCAGAAAGUCCUGCUGGGGAUUCACAAGGGGGAGAGGCAGAUUGCGAGUCCCCGAGACCCCAGGCUCCCGUCUCCACUAGUGUACCUGGGUCCCCAAAGGCCGCAAACGACAUGCGGGUCUUCUCCUUCCGCACUUCCACCCAGAAAUGGCUCUCUGUCAAAUCUUUCGUAGGAUCUGUGGAUACAAGCAUCAAGGAAAAGGGAAAAAAGGAGACAGCAGGAGAUACGGUAAAGAAACAGGACUCAAUACCACGAAAGACCCAGGGGAGUGUUGCCGCCAUCGCCGUCAUCGCAGCAUUAAAAUUAAAAACUCCAAGCACUUCAAGCGCAGAAUCAAAAUCGCGAAGUGUUUCAAACUUGGAGAGGAAAUGUGGUGUUUCAAGCGUAGACAAGAGGACACAGCAAAAAAGAAGUAUGACAACAGGAGAUGUGAAACCUGUCCUCGUGAAACAGGCUGCAAUCCGACUGUCCUCAAUUGAUUCCUCUGAAAGAAGUCCGAGGAGAAUAGUGGUUGUACAGUCCACUGUCUAUCCCUGGGACUCAGAGGACAUGCAAAAGGACAGUGUGUAUGAAAACGUGUUCAUCUCAAGGGAAAACACUGCACAUAGCACAGCUAAGACUCCUUCCACUCACAGAAGAGGUAGCCAAAUUAGGCCUGCUCUGAGUUUUUCCCAAUCAGAGAUUUGCCCAUGGGAUGUUCCUGCUUCCUCCCAGCAGGCCCCACAGAGACAACAGAGCACCACAGCAGACAUCUGCCCAUGGGAGGUGGAGGAACCAGAGGAGGGUCCAAAGGCGCCUGCACGUGUCAGUGUAUGUCCUUGGGAAUCAGAAGGAGUAUUUAAAAAACAGGAGAGUGUCCGGGGAGAUGUAUGCCCUUGGGAAGCUGAUGUUUCCGCCAUCCCAAUUACCUCAGCGUCCAAACAGUCUGAGAAGAAACCAGAGGGUCUGAACAAGAAAGCAACAGAUGUAUGUCCUUGGGAAACUGAUGAAACCCCACAGAUUUCUCACGGCCUGAAACCCCAAAAGAGUGUACGGGUUGAUGUCUGCCCUUGGGAUGUGGGGGAUUCCAUCCCUGAAAAAGUAAAGGUGCCGAUAAUUUAUGAAAAUGUUAAUCCACAGGAGGACAAGGGAUUACGUAAUGCGCCACCAAAAUGUCAGGAGACAAUACAUGCCAAUGUCUGUCCAUGGGAAUCUGAAGAGACACCAAAAUCCCAAGACGGUGAACGGGAGAAUGUCUGUCCUUGGGAACCAACAGACACGGCAAGCAUGGAGAAACAAGAUGUACAAACAAAAAGCACAGAGCAAGCUAAAUCUGCAUCUGAAAAACUAAGUGUCCCCUUAGCAAAAGCAUGUCCAUGGGAAUUCCCUGACCCACAGAAAGAUUUGACAGUACUUUGUCCUUGGGAAGAGGAGAGUACAAAAGACAGCCCUUGUACAAAUGUUUGUCCUUGGGAAACUCAAGGCAGAACUCAAGCUGAUCCAAAAAAGACUGACAGCAUCCGAGUAAAUAUUUGUCCUUGGGAGACAGAGAAACCAGAGAAAACAGAGCAGCAGGACAGCAGUCCGGCUAUUGUCUCCAUAGAAACAGGAACGACUAAAAGACAAGACAGCCUUCUAGCAGAUGUUUGUCCUUGGGAAACUGGGGCAAAUGAUGAGCCAGACAAGACGAAAAGACGAGAUGGCACUCAAACGGACGUUGGUCCAUGGGAAACUGAGGAGCCAAAAAAGACAGAGGAGAAAGAUGGUGUCAAAGUUGAUGUUUGUCCUUGGGAACCUGGAGAGACUGACAAGACAAAUGGACAAGACAGUACUGAAGCAGAUAUCUCCAAGGAAACACAAAAAGAGAAAAGACGAGACAGUGUUCGAGUUAAUAUUUGUCCUUGGGACACUGAUGUCCCCGAAGAACCAGAAAAGAUGAAAAAGCAAGACAGUGUUCGGGCAGAUGUUUGUGUAUGGGAAACUGGUCCAGCUGAAGAGUCAGAAAAUACUCAAAUCCAGGACAGCACCAAGGCAGAUAUUUGUCCAUGGGAGACCAGGGAUCCUAUAGAACCAGAGAAGAUAAAAAAGCAAGAAAGUGUCCGAGAAGACGUUUGCUCAUGGGAAACUGAUGAACCAGAAAAGUCUGCAGAGAAAGAGGAAACUAUCCUUGCCAGUGGCAGACAGGACGUCACAGAGACCCAGGGUGCACUCCCUAUGGAACAGGGUGACGCUGCAGAACCUGCAGCCGGCAGCACGCAGGGGGCAGAGGCAGCCAAAGCUAACGUGCCCCUGGCUUGGCGUGAUGCUAUGUGCCCUUGGGAGAUGGAAGAGACCAAACCACCAUCAUCCCCCUCAUCCAUCACAGAACACGACAAUAACUCUGACAUUUUUACAUGGGAUCCUGAAAACAUUCCUGAAGAGGAAGAGGAGGAAGACGAUGCCGAAAGUGCUGCAGAAGCCUUCAUCUUCCCAUCCGACUUGUAAAUGCCAGGCCUGUCAGUUACUGGCUGGAACAAGAAUUUCUCAGUGGGUCGUUACACCUGAUUCACUGACUGGGUCACUGUGCAAAGAUGUCCUAUAGCAGGGGGGGUAAUGAAUCGGACAUGACCUCUGCACACCUGAAUGUAGCAAAGGAGCCCUGGACUGUCCAUCCAUAACACUCCCCAGAAAGACACUGCUUCACAAGCAAUACACCCCUGGGCCAGGAUCUGCAAAUGCUCUGCCCACCAGAAGUACACCCCCCCCCCCCCCAGGUUCUCAAUCAGAGGAAGUAUCUGGAUGCAGUCCCUCUUCUUCUUUCCACUUUGACCCAAUUUUAGAUAAUGAAUAUUGUUUUGUGUCUCUUUGUGUGUUUAUAAGUGACAAUGUGCU
Oncorhynchus gorbuscha (pink salmon) is the source of this 6681-nucleotide messenger RNA. RefSeq names its product G protein-coupled receptor 179 (gene gpr179). The record is from RefSeq and is a predicted model, not a curated record. Gene Ontology annotation, cellular component: membrane. Lineage: Eukaryota; Metazoa; Chordata; Actinopteri; Salmoniformes; Salmonidae. Gene Ontology annotation, biological process: G protein-coupled receptor signaling pathway. The transcript has 12 exons. Gene Ontology annotation, molecular function: G protein-coupled receptor activity.